AUGAGCGACUUGUACAUGUUCGGCUCGCCAUGGACAGCUUCACAGCGGGACGUGGAAGUUCCCGGGCACUUCGAUGAGCUGGGUGGUGCUCAACAACAAGCAGGCAGAAGUGCUGGCUCCUACGAAAAACACUUCCUAGCAGAAAACUUCUUGCUAGGACUCCUGCUGCAGGAAAACUCAUCCUGGAGACGAACAACACGUACGAAAUCCCCAAAAUUAAUCCAGACCAAUGCGGAUUUAGUAUGUUACUUCGGUUACUUCACUCCGUUUUGGUUUACACUACCACCAGUUUGGAUUGGCAAAGGUGUAGACGUCUUCAUGCAAUCAACACUGAAAGGUAUCGCAAAGAAGAGCAAGUGUUCGACAGACGAUCGGACGCCAGACUACUGCGUGGAGCAUCGAUAUUCAGCAUUCCGUGCGCUGCGUAAGGCCAUUAGCGACGUGGUGAGGGUUUCCAAGGACAAGAGCCACGCGCGUUGGUGCCCAUACUGCUCGCGUGUACGGGAGCUCGUCCACUCUAGCAUAUUUCCGCCGCGCUUCCCAAACCAUAAUAGCAUCGCUACUGUCAUGGGUGUGCACGAUUAUUUGGACCAGCUGGAGAACCCUUCCAAUGUCGCCAAGCUGAACAGCCUACGUUGCGGUAGCAGCUCUAGAGUCCCUCAGGCACCGUACACGCAAACUCCGUCCGUCGAGUUCGCCAUGCGUAACAGCAGACCAAUCUCCCCGCCAACCUUCUUCAAGGGGGCCCGUGCGUGUUCAGACCGUCUCGGGCUGACAAUGUCCAUGCGGUCGUUUCGCGCACAAGACCCUGUUCAGAUUGCCAAGAACGACCAGAAGAAGCUUCGCAAGGCGUUGGAACGUGCGGCUAAGCAAGAGCGGAAAGAAGCUCGCAAGAAGCAGAAACUCGCUCGAAAGUCCCACAGGUCACUGAGAGAAAGAGGUAGCAGCAGCAACCGGAUCGCGCUGCUGUCGGCAUCCUCCGUGUACGAUUGCAGUAUCACGUCAAACGAGGAGAUUUUGGCCGAGAUCUGGGCUAUGCGCUCAUCCUUCACGGCCCAAGUGAGUGAUGAAGAUGUGUCUGCCGCAGAUGAUAAAGCGGCGAGCUCUGCGCCCAUAGAAUUCUUGUUCUUCAUGGGCUGCCCAGACGACAGCAGCCGCGAAAUUGGAUACCUGCGGGCUCGACCCAAAUCCCGAUCGGCGCGGAAUACUGCGACACCGUCUUUUGCCACGGCAAUUGCCACGACAAUCCCGCAAUAG
Molecule: messenger RNA, 1257 nt
Organism: Phytophthora infestans T30-4
Lineage: Eukaryota; Oomycota; Peronosporomycetes; Peronosporales; Peronosporaceae
Exons: 7
Coding region: 1-1257 (418 amino acids)
Source: RefSeq, a predicted model, not a curated record